AAAGUAGGCGGUUACGACAUUUCGUAACACCACAUAAGAAAUUCUUAGGAGAGAAGGGCAUCCCCAAAGCGAGGACUACGUCAUCGCUUGUGUGCAUACUGCAAAUGAUGAGUCAUCAUUGUUGUGUUCGCGUUCGUGGAUAAUCUUUUUCAAGGCGCUUUAUUUUGAUUUCGUUGCUGUAUGUCAUAAGUGAACUGUCAAAAGAAACUUCGCAGUGUUUGAUAGAUACGCGGAAUUGCAAACAGUUUAACUUGUUGAUCAUUUAGAUAAUAAGUACGUGUUGUGCAAUUACGUAAAUCACAUUCUCGUGUAUCUCGGACUGUGUGAAUCUGAACUAAUGACGAUGAAGUUGGAAAUCAGUGAUAGUCACUCGAACCAAUCUGAUUUCUCUUGCGAUAGCCAGUCUUCGCAGGGGUCUUCAACAAAUGAUUUUGUUUCGUCAGUUCCAACGUCCAGAUCCUUGCUUACGUUGGCGAACCUCGAGGGCCUCCAGUCGGGGGUCCCGACUCGCACAACGGCCACCAUCACGCCGACGCAACUGCGCAACUUCGAGCAGACUUACAUCGAGCUGACCAACUGCCGCAGCGAGCCCACCACGCACGCCGGCUUCGUGCCGCCGUCAGUCACGCACGCCAACAACUACGGCAUCCUGAAUCCGACGGCGUAUUGUGAUUCGGGCCCGACGACGGCGCUGCACGUGUCGCCGGGCCCGCUCUCCGCCAGCGGCGACAGCAGCAGCAGCCCCGGCCUGCCCACGCCCAAGCGGCGCAACAUGGGCGGCCGCCGGCCCAACAAGGCGCCGCAAGAACUCACGCCCGAGGAAGAAGAGCGCAGGAAGAUCCGCCGCGAGCGAAACAAAAUGGCCGCCGCCCGUUGUCGCAAGCGCAGACUCGACCACACCAACGAGCUGCAAGAGGAAACCGACAAAUUAGAGGAAAAGAAGCAUGCGCUCCAGGAGGAAAUCCGCAAACUGAACGCUGACCGGGAGCAGCUGCAAGUGAUCCUUCAGAACCACAUGGUAUCUUGCCGGCUCAACAAGAGAUCCAUCAGCCCGCCCGAUGUGAAGCCCUUCCAGGACCCGUACGCCUACCCUGAGAUACCCGAGGAUGGCGUCCGUGUCAAGGUGGAAGUGGUCGACCCCUCAGUAGACACGGUCUUAGUGUUGGACAAUAUUUACUCAACGCCGCCGACUGACAAAAAAAUUAUGCUGUCGUCGGCCAACCCAGCCGUGGUGACAAGUGGGUCGCCCGCCGCCCUGGAGACCCCGCCGGCGAUAGUGCGUCCCAACAGACCCAACUCCCUCCAGGUGCCGCUCAGCCUCACACCAGCACAGUUACACAACAACAAGGCGCUGGGAAACAACAAAAUAGCCGGCAUAGAGAUAAGCACGCCGAGCAACGGCAUCCCGUUCAACUUCGAGAGCCUGAUGGAGGGCGGCACGGGGCUGACGCCGGUGCACGGCCACGCGCUGCCGCUGCCGCACCCGUGCGCGCAGCAGCAGCGCGCCGCGCCCGACGCCUCGCCCGCCGAGCCGGCGCCGAGCUCGCUGGUGAGCCUCUGAUCGCCGUCGCCUGCGCGUGCGCCGCUCCCCGCGCCGCUCCCCGCGCCGCUCCCCGCGCUGUUCCCCGCGCUGUGCGACUGAAGCUCUUCGUGAACUGACGAGUUUAUUAAGGACUGCGCCUAUUUAUUCGACGAUUCGGUCGUUCCUUUCGUUUUCCGACCUUCGUUCUGUCGUCUUUCUUCUGUCCCGAUUAUGUAUUUAUUGAGCUCCGUAAGUGACGUCUUGCUCAUUUCGCGCUUUGUAUUUAUAAUGUUAUUUCGUAGUCUGGUAAUGUUAGUGAAACGGCCCGAUGGCGCCGGCCUGCCGAAGUCAAUUCGUGAGCUGUUUUAAAAGUUCUACAGAAUAUUUUUAUAUGAAUAGAUGUAUUCAGCAGAUAUGAUAAUAAUAAUUGUGAUGUAAAAAUAAAACAGAGUUUUAUUUGAAGCAUUUCGAGAUUGUCGUUGGUGUUGUGCAUAUGAUCAUAUCUAGCGACGCUAGACUUAGUCGGUGCGUUUUGUUGUGAAUUUUAUGUAAAACAAUCUCUUACGCUUUGACCGUGGACUUUUCGGCACAAAACGUUUGUAUACCCUCGAAAUAUCUUGUCAUAAUAAACCUCGUGCCAUUUGCUAAGUCUACUCUCGGGAAUAUGAUGACGAGUAUGGAAUAAUUAGUUAACCAUAAACUAACAGCAAUACUUAAAUGAUUAAUAUAUUGAAUAUAAGUUAGCUCAAUGUCGAUGUAACGUCUUACCGUUCCACGUACUGGUAGUGUAACGUUAUUGUUAAGCCUUUUGUGAUACGUCCAGUGAUGUGAGGCGCUGGGCCGAUGGCCGCGGCCACUUCGUGUUUAAGUUUUGUAUUACUCAUGCCUGUUGCCUGUUGCCAUCACUCAAGGAAUCACCUCGGUACUGUGUACUCGUGCAUUUCUACAAACCCAAA
Manduca sexta (tobacco hornworm) is the source of this 2478-nucleotide messenger RNA. RefSeq names its product transcription factor kayak. Gene Ontology annotation, cellular component: nucleus. The transcript has 5 exons. The record is from RefSeq and is a predicted model, not a curated record. The coding region runs from base 338 to 1561 and encodes 407 amino acids. Gene Ontology annotation, molecular function: DNA-binding transcription factor activity, RNA polymerase II-specific; RNA polymerase II cis-regulatory region sequence-specific DNA binding. Lineage: Eukaryota; Metazoa; Arthropoda; Insecta; Lepidoptera; Sphingidae. Gene Ontology annotation, biological process: regulation of transcription by RNA polymerase II.